ACCCAGGCUCGGCUCUGGCCAUGAUAAGACAUGCCUGUGGAGGCUGCCUGGUGCCCCGCUUGUCGCCAUGGGAGUGGGGGCAACAGAGCUGGUCCCUCAUUAUGGACCAGCUUCCGAUGGGGUUUUUAUCAAGCGUCAGCAAGCCAGGCUAGGCCACUGGUGGCUGAGGGAUGUGACAAUUCCGGGAGUUCCCAGGCAGGGAGAAAGGAAGGCUGAUGGCCUGGGUGGGGAGACCUGAGUGGGGUCAGGCCAAGUGGCAGGCUGGAGCAUUGCUGAGUCUCACUUCUCAGAUGCAGGCUGAAGGCACGGGCCAAACAGUGGGCGGGGGGCCAGGAACUUGGAUGUGUUCCCAGGCACCCCCACCAACACUGCCCGAGGAAGAACGUGGAGAGAGGCUGAUAGAGCUGCACGCCUCCUUCAGGGAGCUGGUCACCUUCUUCUGCACCAACUCCACUAUCCACGGCACCAUCCGCCUUGUCUGCUCCAGCCAGAACCGCCUCAAGACGGCCUCCUGGGGGCUACUGCUGGCAGGAGCCCUGGGCGUACUCUACUGGCAGUUCGCGCUCCUCUUCGAGCAGUACUGGCGUUACCCGGUCAUCAUGACAGUGUCCGUGCACUCGGAGCGCAAGCUCUUCCCAUCAGUCACUCUGUGCGACAUGAACCCACACCGGCCACACUUAGCCCGCCACCAUCUGCGGGUUCUGGAUGACUUUGCCCGGGAGAACAUCUACUCCCUGUAUCAGUUCAACUUUAGCUACAGCAGGGACGCCCUGGGGGCCGAGGUCUCAGGUCCAGAGCCCGCCUUCCAGCUGGACCGUAGGAUCCGCCUGCAGAGGCUGAGACCCUUGGACGGCCAGAACAGAGUGGGCUUCAAACUGUGUAACAGCACUGGAGGCGACUGUGUUCAGCAAGCCUACUCCUCCGGCAUCAUAGCCGCCCAGGAGUGGUACCGCUUCCACUACAUAAACAUCCUGGCCCUGCUGCCCACUGCCCAUGAGGACAGCCACGGCAGCCACUUUGUCUUCUCCUGCCGCUACGACGACCGGGACUGCCAUGCCCAGCACUUCCAGACAUCCCACCACCCCACCUAUGGCAGCUGCUACACCUUCAACAGUGUCUGGGCCACACACCGGCCGGGCGUCACCCACAGGAUCAGCCUGGUCCUCAGGGCUGAGCAGCAGGACCACCUCCCUCUGCUGUCCACGAAGGCCGGCAUCAAGGUCAUGAUCCAUCCACAAGACCACACGCCCUUCCUGGAGCAUCAGGGCUUCAGCAUCCGGCCAGGGACAGAGACCACCAUUGACAUCCGUGAGGAUGAGGUGCACCGGCUCGGGAGCCCCUAUGGGCAGUGCAUGGACAGCACAGGCAGCGUGGACGUGCAGCUACUGUACAACACCUCCUAUACCAGGCAGGCCUGCCUGGUCUCCUGCUUUCAGCAGCUGAUGGUGCAGACCUGCUCCUGCGGCUACUUCUUCUACCCUCUGCCGGCGGGGGCCGAGUACUGCAGCUACAUGCGGCACCCAGCCUGGGGUCACUGCUUCCACCACCUCUACCAGAAACUGAAGACCCACCAGCUUCCCUGCACCACCCGAUGCCCGCAGCCUUGCAGGGAGUCGUCGUACAGGCUCUCUGCCGGGACCUCCAGAUGGCCUUCCUCCACAUCAGCCGACUGGGUCCUGGCUGUGCUGGGUGAGACAAGCCGACGGAACCCAUGGCCACCUUCUGCCUCCAUCAAGUCCUGGCCGCUGCCCCUGCCCUCCUCGCCCUCCAGGGCCCGCACAGAAGGCCCCACCAGCAGGUCUAGGGCUCAGCCCCUCUCACCUGUGCCCUGCCCCAGGAUCAGCCUGGCCAAGGUGAACAUUUUCUAUCAGGAGCUCAACUACCGCAUGGUGAAUGAGACACCGGUCUACUCGGUGUCACAGCUGCUCUCAGCCAUGGGCAGCCUCUGGAGCCUGUGGCUCGGCUCCUCCGUCCUCUCGGUCGUGGAGGUGCUAGAGCUGCUGCUGGACGCCAUGGCUCUCACCCUGCUGCUGUGCUGCCGCUGGCUCCGCAGGUCUCAGGGCCAGCCCAGGGCGGCCAUGAGGGUGCCCCCUCCAAGCCAGAGGCCAGCCAGUGGACCAGUGGCUGCAGGCACAACAUCGAAUGCCCCGGGACCUGGCUGCCUUCGCCUCCCACGAUGCUGCCGGGACUUUAGCAGGAGUCUUGGCUGAGGAGUUCAGCCAAGAGUGAGCCCCAGAGACCCCUGACACCUGAACCAGUCUGAAC
Molecule: messenger RNA, 2265 nt
Organism: Cervus elaphus (red deer)
Lineage: Eukaryota; Metazoa; Chordata; Mammalia; Artiodactyla; Cervidae
Gene: SCNN1D
Product: sodium channel epithelial 1 subunit delta
Exons: 11
Coding region: 216-2210 (664 amino acids)
Biological process (GO): sodium ion transmembrane transport
Cellular component (GO): membrane
Molecular function (GO): ligand-gated sodium channel activity
Source: RefSeq, a predicted model, not a curated record